UGAAUGAAUGAGAGACCCGCGAAAUUGUGCGAGAUUAACAAUAGAUAAAUACUACUAGGUGUUUAUAACCAAUGCUUUAUAGUUAUUCCACUUAUUUGUGAGGUAACUAUGUGGUGGAUAUACCUAUUAGUUACUUGGAGCAACCUAAAGUAACAUUGAUAACGGCAACAAGUUUCUGAAAUGCCGUUUGUUUUGAAUUUAAAUUUGUGCAAACAUAUACCCGGGUACAUUAAUAUAAUUCUCUUUUUUUGGUAUGUGUGGUCGAUGUUCACCAAUCACGGGUGCUAUGGAAACGAGCAGGAAAACAAAACAGCCAAGGAACGUUUGUUUUUUUUUUCAUGCAAUAAAAUCGCUUGUAAGUAGUUAUAAGUGUAAAUGUGCAAGUAAAAUCUUAUUUGCAGCUGUUGUUACUGAUUUACUUAUUGAUUCUGGUUUGUUUUACAUAUAUUGUAUUUCAAAUAAUAAUUAAUAAUGAGUGACAGUUGGCGGCAAACAAUGAUGAACAUUACUGAUCGUAUAUUUCCAUCUCUCCCUCCCGAAGAAAAAGUCGGAACAGCUUUUGGUAACGAAAUCGUAUCUAGUCUUCCACUGCAAAUGUCACUGUAUUUUAACGUUGUAUACUUUCCAUUUUGGCUUUAUACGUUUUUAUCACUGAUUUCUUUUAAAUUGAAUUGUCUAAACAUGUUAACUCAAACUAUAAUUUCCGUGUCACUAUUUUUGAUAUUGAUGCUGGAAUGCGCUCGACUGUACUUGGGUGUUCAAGGAAAUCUCAAAGAAAAAAUUCCAGAUUUGGCCGCAUUUUGGAUGUUUUCAUUGAUUCUCCAAUUACCUCUGCAGUUGGUAUUCUUGUUCCUGAACACCAUGCCCGUUGAAAUUGCCGUUCAAGGCAUAAUGUGCCUUUUACUCUUGUCGCAACUCGUAUUUGGGUUCGUGGUUCUACGUGACAUGGCAAAACAUCACAAGCUCCGUUUUCACAUAUCGCAAUUCUACUGCACCCAGCACAUCAAAACCGAAUGAAUAAAGGACAAGUGAACUGUUACAUUGUAUAUUUUUCACAUGAAUACAUACGAAUGUUUUAAAUCAUUCAAACGUAUUAUAUAAUAUUUAGGUAUGGGUUUUCAAUUUUAAUCAAAUGUAAAGAAUGCAACUAAAUCAAGUAUUUGUGUAUACAUAUAAUACAAUACUAUGUACCUACCUACCUAUUAAUAAUUGAUGAGUGGCAUUAUCGCAAAAGACUAAAAAAUGUUAAAAAAUGUUUCGGGUUAGGGUUUUUUGUGCAUGUUGACGAUGUUCGCAAAUCGGGUGGCAUGGCAUCGUAAUGCAACAAAAGAACUUUGUUAAGGGCGAGUUAACGACCGAAAGAGGUAAAUGAGUCGAGAGAAGGACUGGUCGGGCAUAUUCAAACACCAGAUGGAAGAGAUAAUAGAAUAUUACGCGGAAACACAGAAGUAUUUAAUAUAAUAUUAUACAUGUGCGGUAUGUGUUCCAAGGGACGUUUUAAGGGUUAAACCAUUGUCUAGGGACUCCGGGAUACGCCAGUGCGCCGUUUGUCUUACAGUUGUGCGCGCCAUAUCUCCGCGUGUAUAAUAUAAUGAAAGUUAAUGAGGCUGAAAUGCAGAUUGCACAGCAAGACGGUGCCGUUUUCGCUGAUUAAUGGCUCCCCGUUCGCGGAGGAAACAAUGCGAUAAUAACUUUAUUACGCCGGACGAACAAGUCGUGUCGCUCAGGAAAUCCAGCCCAGAGUGUGUUAUCUGGUCUCCCGAGAUCUAUCUCGUGUUGUAAUCGCAUUGAUCUAAUUAUAUAAAUAUAAUACAAUAUUCCGACAGACAUCGGUUCGUUUCCAAUACUGUAAUGUAGCAUAUUAUUACGAAUUACAGUGACGCAUAGUUAUGAUACACCUAUAUAGGUAAUAUAUGUUACUUAUCUAAGUACGAAUAGUAUAUUCUUGUAUUAUUUUCCUGAAUAUUACUAUGUAGAUAGUACUAAAAAAGAUGUCGAUAAAGAGAAAAAUAAUACACCCAUAUCGAUUAUGAUUAUACAUUUUUUUUAAAUAAUGUUAACUGACCCAUAUUUUAUAACUAUAAUAUAAUGAAAUAUACUGUGCAUUCAAUAAUAUACUCUCUAGUCUAAGUCUAAAUAGUAAUAAUAGUUGCAUAGAAAAUGAAAAAUACUAUUAACAUUGUAUGUGAAUUAGAAUAUUAAUUGUGUUGCUUAAAAUAUAGUACAUGUUAUUAUGUUAAUUAUAUUCAUGCCUCAUAGUCAAUGCAUUAAGUUCAACUGAUUUUAGUCCAAUAAAAAUAAGUACUGUUGUUUUUUGAGAUUCUCAAACAAUUUACAACAAUGUGUGUUUUAAAAUAAUUAUCUUUCUUGAAUAUUAUUACCUUUGGAGUCAGUAAAAAUGUUUCAAUCUUCAACUUUGAAGAUGGUUUCUGCUAUAGAAAACUGGAUCUGGUAAUACUCAAUUUUUCGUCAAACAUAUUUUUUAUUAGUAUUUUAUAGACAUGGCCUAUUCAAU
Molecule: messenger RNA, 2515 nt
Organism: Myzus persicae (green peach aphid)
Lineage: Eukaryota; Metazoa; Arthropoda; Insecta; Hemiptera; Aphididae
Product: transmembrane protein 17B-like
Exons: 5
Coding region: 472-1017 (181 amino acids)
Biological process (GO): non-motile cilium assembly
Cellular component (GO): ciliary transition zone
Source: RefSeq, a predicted model, not a curated record